This is a messenger RNA of Rhododendron vialii, 4918 nucleotides long. RefSeq lists its product as uncharacterized. The transcript is spliced from 10 exons. NCBI's taxonomy places the organism in Eukaryota, Viridiplantae, Streptophyta, Magnoliopsida, Ericales, Ericaceae. Bases 356 to 4654 code for a protein of 1432 amino acids. The record is from RefSeq and is a predicted model, not a curated record.
AUUCUGUCACCGACUUUAAUUCUUUUCUAAUUCUUCUCCUCCCCCUCCACUACUUCUUCUUCGAUCUCCCACGCCACCAGUAGUCCAGUACCACACCCAGUCACCCACAGGCCACAGUCCAACAACCCUAAUCGAUCGACGGAUUGAGUCAUCAGACGAUUACCCAAGAAGGCAAGAACCCUAAUCUAGGUCCCAGUGACUCUGGACCUCCGUCUACAGUGAUUUGUUUUUGGAUAUUGCCGCUGCCCAAGAUUCUCCAGUACCGUAGUUUGUUGCCGGAGAAGUUGAUUGAGGUUUUCAGAAGAUUGAAAAGAGCAAUUCCAGCCGUUGUGAACAUUGGAGACACUAAAACUUAAUGGAGGCAGAUGUAGUGGUGAAGCAUCAAGCCAUGAAUCCGUGCUGUGCUGCGUUGAAAGAGAAAUACAUAAAGCUGGGAGAAAAACGAAAUGUUCUACGACAAGCGGUGAAGAUGCAAAAUGAUGAGAUUGAUAAGCUUCAGAAUGAAAAUCUGAGUCUUAUGAAAGAGAAUGAGGAGGGGAGAGUGCAGGCUGCCAUUGAAAGACAGGAGAAUGCAAAAGAAUCAGAUAGGAGAAUAUCUUUGGAGAAUGAGGUCCGUGCUCUUAAAUCUGAGAUACUAUCGUUGCAACAAAAAGGAAGCUCGGAAUCUCAAGAUCUAGAUGGAGAAGUAAUGCUUCUUCGAACACGAAUUUCUGCAGGGGAAACAGAAAUAAAUCGGCUCAAGGAGCUUCUUGAGAAAGAGAGAAUCACGGCAGAAUCAGGGUGUAAGAAAGCUGAAGCAGAGAAGAAAGAAGCUGAAAAAGCAUGGAAAAUUGUGGAGGAAGAAAAAAGUAGGGCCAAUGAGGAAAGGAGACUUGCUGAUAUUGAACGGAAAAAGUUGGACGAAAAUGGAGUCCAGUUAGAGAAGCUAAAGGUCGAGGCAAAGAAAAAUCUUGAGAUAGAAAGGCAAAAGGUGAUGCAAGAGAAAAAACGUGCAGAUUCUGAGAUGGCAAAAGCAGAAGAGCAAAAGAACCUUGCAGAAAUGAAUCAGAAGAAGGCCAUAGAUGAAAAAUGCCGUGCGAAUGAUUUGUCUCAACAAUUGCAAGAGUAUAAACAACGGUUGGAGAAAUUAAAAAAGGAGAUGGAUGAACAAGAAUCCUCGAAAACAUUUGUUAAGUUGUCUACUGACCUUUCUGAUAAAGAGAUGAAACCUGAUGCAACAGGGAGAGGUGGGCUCUUUCCAUUGGAGAUGUUAAAACCGGAAAUGGCUGAAUCAAAGUUGGUUUCGGGAGACUUAACGUCUGAAACUGUAAAGAAAAGCAUCAAGCAGCAGAAACAGAAGGCGGUCAGAGAAAAGAGGCGUGCAGAUUCAGAGAUGAGGAAAGCAGAAGAGCAAAGGGUGAUUGCAGAAGCUAAUAUGAAAAAGGCCAUGGAGGAAAAACGUCGUGCAGAUCAGUUAGCUCAGCAGUUAGAAGACAAAGGACGUAAGAUUGAGGGACUACAAAUUGAAAUGUUAGAAUUUGCCUCCUCUAGAAAACUGGUUGAGGCUCCUGUUGAUCCACCUAAUAUACACACGAAUUCUGAAACUGCUAAAAUGAAGCUGCUGAAAGAUGAAUUGAAGUUUAAAAAGAAGCAACUGAAGCAUGCCAAAGAAGUUGCUAAGUUGGAAAUUGGCCGAAACAAAAUUCUUCAACAAGAACUGCAUCUCUUAAAGAAGGAAUGUGUCCAAUUUUCGCAUCGUCUGGAUUUACUAAAUAAAUGUUUCCCAUAUUGCUGUGAAGGUAGAGAUGACAAUGCAAAGAAUGGCAACAUCUUCAAUAUCCCAAGCUUUAACUUGAAGAAGAAGCUCUUCAUGAAAGAAUCACAUCAGGUUCACCUUCACUGCAAUAAUGACCUGGAUGCCUCUGAUUUUAUGAAGCAAUCCAUAGAUAGUAAUGCACAAUUGCUUCCUUGUAGUGUCAGAAACUGCGCUCAGUGCACCUCAGGUAUUGAUUCUAAAAUGGAGCCUCUACUUGGAGGUUCUAACAGACAAAUGUUACAGAGUUCUGCGUUAAAUUCAAGUACGUCAUCGUUUUCUGAUGGACUAUUGAUGGGCUCACAGGAAAGAGGUGCUUUCUCAGUCACCGCAUCAGCUAUAGUGGCAGGAGAGAAAUCCAAAUCAAAGUCACAGUCUAACAUUUCCAGCUUGUCUGGUGAAGUUACCAGAACAAGGUGCAUUGAUGCCGUUGGGAGGAAGGCUGGGCACGGUAAAAAGAGAAAGAGGAUCGUUAAUGCACUUAAAUCCAUUGAACAUUUGUACUCCGAGGGUAAAAACUUGCAGCUCCGGAUAGAGGAGAAGUUGUCCAUGCUUCAUGGCAUGUUAAACAGUCAAACAGGCAAAUUCCUGCAAAAGAACCCAUGCAUGAUGUCUGACUUGGAAUGUAAUCCCAUUGCUUUGCCAGCCAGGGUGCACAAGAAAAGAAAGGCAUCUUGUGAAGAAGUAGCUCUGAAGCAUUUGUCUGACCUUAAUGGGUGCACGGACAUUCAAAGAGGAGAAGUGCAGGCAUUUGAUGCUGUAAUGGGUGAUUGGGGCAAUUUGGGAAGUCAUGAGGAACUAGAAGGGAACUAUAUGAAGCUGCUUGACUUGCAUAAUGCAGUUGACGAGGACCGCUACCGUAAAGCUAUUCAAUUGCCGCUGUCACCAACUCUUCCUGUGAUUGCGGUUCAAAACAACGAGUCAUUUGAAUUAGAUAACACUAGAGGUUAUGCAGUGGACGAGGACCGCUACCGUAAAUUUGAAUUAAACGAGUCAUUUGAACAGGCCAAUCUGGGGCCUAUUUGCAAAGUUGAUGUUAACACAGACGCGGAGUCCGAUAGAUGGAAAUUUGGUACUUCUAAAACUUCCCAUGUUCCACCAUUGAAUAAGAAUGGAGGUAUUGCUAAUCCUUUUGAGAAUGUGACAAACAACGGAAAUGUUAAGUGCAAUACCGUGUAUGAGGACAAUACUUGUCCCCACCAGAUGGAGCGUUCCCAUGCAGAGAGGGGGAUGCCAGAUAUUUACAGUUGUGGCUAUGGAGGGGCAAAUAAUUUGUGUCAAAGUUCACUUGUACGUGCGGGCAAUGAUAUCCGUAGAUGCUAUGUUGUGGUUUCUGAUACCAAGGACUACAGCAGCAUGUCUAGGAUAUUUUGUGCUGCUGGAACUUGUAUGUCUGAGUUUUCUACUAUUUCUCAGACGGAUCUGGUGCAAAAGCUUCUGCAUGCUCUUUCGAGUAAUGAAGAUCUUUCAAAGAAGGAGAAGGCAUGCGUGUAUUUUUCAGUUUUACUGAACAAAAUUUCUGGAAUUGCUAUGGAGGAAUUCAGAAAUUUUCUGAAGAGUGGUUCCAUCCGCUUUUUUGAAUCCUUUGCUGGACACAUGCACACAGCGGUGUCUGAUAUGCAGACAAGAUGUAUACUUGCAGAAUUAUGCACCUCUGGGGAGCUGCUUACACUCAUCGAGGAUUUCCUUAUGAACAGAAGAAUUCUGGUGUAUAGUGAUGUUUCUUCUCAUUCAUUACCACUUUGUGGUUCAAUGGACGACCUGUUUCUGAAUGGGAAAGAAGAACAUCUGUCAUAUGAAACGGCUCUAACACCUCAGUUACUGGCGGGGAGCAUCUUAUUAGCAGCAUUAUGUGCAGCGAUUGACCACAUUGGGUUCUUAUGUGAGGCUUCGUACAACAUCUUCAGGAUGCACGAAUUGGAUGGUUCCUUGGUGCUGACUAUUCUUCAUGUUUUUGCUUUUGUAUGUGGAUCUAAAUAUUUCAAUCAUAAAGAUGAUGGUUUGAUAAUGACCGUCAUCAAAUCCUUAGUCCCAUUUCUAGAGAAGAGAAAUAUAGCAAGUGAUUCCGAUUCAUGCCCGGAGUUCCCUGCGUGCACCCAAUGCCCCUUUUCCGUGGAUGUAGUUUCUGUGGAAACUGUUGUUUUAUCUCUCUUGCAACAACUUCAGAAAUAUGCAUUAUCUGGUACUGUUAAUCAAGAUCCAAAUGAAGUGGAAAAUUCAUCUUCACUCCUGUCCUACAAUGAGAAGGCUGAGAACACCUGGUGGCUGGAGGGAGAAUUAAAUCUCCAACCUAUGAACUGCAGUGCAUCCUGCUGUUUAAUCAAGCUUGAUAUGCCCACCUCUCAAGUAAAGUCUCUUUGUGAUGGGAAUUUUUGCCAUUUCAGUGAUGUAAUCUCGCUAGUGGAGCUUGUAGCAGGGAAUAUGAGUUGGGAUUGGACAUGCAACAACAUUGUGCAUCAGCUGUUGAGAUUGUUGGAAUCAUGUGCCCAAGAGAACUUUUUUGCUGUUACUGUUAUACUUCUUGGUAAGCUGGGAAGGCUUGGAGUUGAUGCUAGUGGGUAUGAAGACAACAGUGUUGAAAACUUGAGAUACAGGUUGUCUUCAUUUCUGUGCCAGAGUUCUUCGAGGAAAUUGUCUCGGCUUUCUCAAAUCGCCAUUGUCAACGCUUUACUUGGUCUCCUUUCUAUCAGUUUUACAGAACUUAUUAAGAGUACCGUCGAGGUUCCAGCAGUUGUAAGUCCACCUAAUGAUAAUCCCACGGAUUGUAUUAGGGAGUGGUACUCUGGACUAAGCAAGGAGCUGCAGUCCCUGUCAUUCAGUCUUCUACAAUCUGCUAGUGUGUCCUGUUGCACAACUUCGUAAUUAACUGCUGCCUUAUUGAUCUGGCCUGGCCUAAGUUUGAAUUGGGAUUUUGUUGGAGCAUUACUUACAGCUAGGGUCAGAAAGUAGAAUUUCUUGAUGGACGACUUCACCAUGGUUAAGAGGCAAGUGCUUUGCAUGUGACUAGGAGUACAAAACAUGUAGUGAUGAUAUAUGGCAAUUUUGUGUUACCUCUGUUUUCCUAAAACUCUGAAGUUCUGAACUUUUGUUUUUUGGGUAACUAAAAAGUUCUGAACUUUUACCCCU